Messenger RNA from Papaver somniferum (opium poppy), 941 nucleotides. RefSeq names its product BTB/POZ domain-containing protein At3g56230-like. Bases 294 to 905 code for a protein of 203 amino acids. NCBI's taxonomy places the organism in Eukaryota, Viridiplantae, Streptophyta, Magnoliopsida, Ranunculales, Papaveraceae. The transcript has 2 exons. The record is from RefSeq and is a predicted model, not a curated record. Gene Ontology annotation, molecular function: protein binding.
UAAAGUUAUGAAUACCGUAAGAAGCAAAAUUCGAAGUCAUGUAGUUUUCAAUCCACUCGUUGUUGGCUAAUAAUAAAAUGAAUUGCUUGGAAAAUGAUUAACGUUGUCAAUUGCAUACUGUGAUCUAUUUUACUAAAGAGACUACCGCUAUGGCAGAACACGCAUAAAUAUAUUAAUUAAUUGUUGCUAUGUGCUACAACGAGAUGAUACUGACCAUUCGUGUUUUUACAUGUUGAGUUCGAAGUUGCCUCUGUCGGAUUUUUCUUUAGGGGACUCAAUGUGCUACAGAGUGGAUGGAGGAUGCAAAAAAGAGGGAAGAAGAGUGCAAUAAACAUAUUGGCUUAUUAGCUGUUGCAUUUAGGGAGGGAAGCUACUCAGACAUUCAAGUCAAGCCUGGCAAUGGACCUUCUAUACCCGCACACAGAUUUUUGUUGGCAACCACAUCUGAAGUUUUGAAAACCAUGCUAGCAUCAGAUCUGUGCAAAUCUGCACCAAUCGACUCCAUAUCUCUCCCUGAAUUCAAUCAUGAAGAGCUUGAGACAUUCUUGGAGUUCCUUUACUGUGGGAAAUUGGCCAAGGAAAAGUUUGACAUGCAUUUUCAGUCUCUAACACUUGCAGCUGAUAAGUAUGUAAUUCCACAUUUGCAAACAUAUUGUGAACAACAUAUCCUAAAAUUACUAGAUUCGUCAAACGCUCUCAAAAUUCUGGAGUUCUCAGAAAUUCUUUCGAAUGAAGUAUUAAAAGUUGCUUCCUUGAAGUCAAUACUCAGCCACACAAAAGAAAUAUAUUUCUCACCUGGUUUUGAAGAUUUUGCAAGACAGAACCCACAUUUGAUGGUACAAAUCGCCAGGGCCCAUAGCAGAAGGAAACGUAAUACAGGGCAAUUGCAGUACAAUGGGUGUUGAAGCUGAAGAUACGAAACUAUUUUGACACUAGGCAAU